Molecule: messenger RNA, 3445 nt
Organism: Clarias gariepinus (North African catfish)
Lineage: Eukaryota; Metazoa; Chordata; Actinopteri; Siluriformes; Clariidae
Product: calpain-2 catalytic subunit-like
Exons: 21
Coding region: 118-2214 (698 amino acids)
Biological process (GO): proteolysis
Cellular component (GO): cytoplasm
Molecular function (GO): calcium-dependent cysteine-type endopeptidase activity; calcium ion binding
Source: RefSeq, a predicted model, not a curated record
AUGAAGCCACGCCCGAGGGAGGAGAACCCAAAACUUCCUUAAACUCAGAAUUCUGUCCACACCGUGUUCUUUGCGUAUCUUUUCCCACGGAUCCACACAGACACCCACAGGUUCAUCAUGGCAGGAAUCGCGUCCACUUUGGCCAAGAAGCGAGCGCGUGCCGCGGGGUUCGGCACCAACGCGAACGCGAACCCGUACCUGAACCAGAACUACGAGGCGCUCCGGAGCCAGUGUAAGAGCCAGGGCCAGAUGUUCUGUGAUCCUUAUUUCCCAGCUGCGCCGGAGUCUCUGGGCUUUUCGGAGCUCGGACCGAAUUCCUCCAAGACCAGGGGAGUGCAGUGGAAAAGACCCGGAGAAUUGUGCUCCAAUCCAAAGUUUAUCACUGGAGGAGCUACACGGACUGAUAUCUGUCAGGGAGCUCUGGGUGACUGUUGGCUCUUGGCGGCCAUCGCGUCUCUGACGUUGAAUGAAGAUGUGAUGGCCAGGGUGGUCCCCAGCGGCCAGGAUUUUGGUGCUGGCUAUGCUGGAAUUUUUCACUUUCAGUUCUGGCAGUUUGGUGAGUGGGUGGACGUUGUCAUUGACGAUCGCCUACCCAUGAAGGAUGGAAAGCUGCUGUUUGUCCACUCAGAAGAUUGCUCAGAGUUUUGGAGCGCCCUGUUGGAAAAGGCCUACGCUAAGGUGAACGGCUCGUACGAGGCUCUGUCCGGAGGCUCCACCACCGAAGGCUUUGAGGAUUUCACUGGUGGAAUUGCUGAGCAGUACGAGCUGAGAAGUGCACCACCGAACAUGUUCCAGAUCAUCCAGAGAGCACUGGCGGCUGGAUCACUGCUCGGCUGCUCGAUAGACAUCACGAGUGCUGCUGAUUCAGAGGCCAUCACUCGACAGAAACUGGUGAAGGGACACGCCUACUCGCUGACGGGGGCUUUUGAGGUAAAUUACCGUGGUACUCGGGAGAAACUGGUGCGCAUGAGGAACCCGUGGGGUCAGGUGGAGUGGACCGGAGCCUGGAGUGAUGGCUCGUCUGAGUGGAACUCUGUAGAUCCUUCGGAGCGGCCAAAUGCUAAUGCUGAGGAUGGAGAGUUUUGCAUGGCAUUUUCCGAGUUCUUGAGGCAGUACUCACGGGUCGAGAUCUGCACCCUGACCCCAGACGCCAUCAAUAGCGACCAGGUCAAACCGUGGUCCGUGACCAACUUUAACGGGACCUGGAGGAGGGGCUCCACAGCCGGAGGGUGCAGGAAUAAUGCUCAAACGUUCUGGAUGAACCCGCAGUUUGUUAUCAAGUUGAACGAAGAGGAUGAUGACCCGAGUGACAACGAGAUGGCCUGCAGCAUUGUAGUGGGUCUGAUCCAGAAGAACCGGCGCCGUUUAAGAAAAGAGGGACAGGACAUGCACACUAUCGGCUACGCCAUCUACGAGAUGCCUCCACAGUUCCAAGGCCAGACCAACGUGCACCUGGACAGGACCUUUUUCCUGACACACGCGCAGAAAGCUCGCUCUGAGACCUUCAUCAACCUGCGCGAGGUCAGCACGCGGUUCAGGCUGCCUCCUGGCGAAUACCUCGUCGUCCCCUCAACCUUUGAGCCCAACAAGGACGGUGACUUCUGCCUGCGUGUCUUCUCUGAGAAGCAGCAAGAAACACAGCGGUGCGAUGAUCCUGUCGACGCUAAAUUAGUAGAUGAAACCGUGCAUGACGGUGAAGUAGAUGCAAACUUCAGGUCCAUGUUCAUGAAACUGGCAGGAAGUGAUCAGCUGAUUUCUGCUACGGAGCUCAAAACCAUAAUGAACAGAAUCAUUGCAAAACGAACUGACAUUAAGACUGACGGCUUCACCACAGACACAUGUCGCACCUUGGUCCAUCUCGUGGAUGACAGCGGCGAUGGAAGGCUUGGCCUGGGUGAAUUUGCCACAUUGUGGAAGAAAGUGCAGAAAUACCUGCAAAUCUAUAAGGAAAAUGACCUGGAUGGUUCCGGGAAUAUAAGCACAACAGAGUUUCGUAUGGCAUUGACAAAAGCUGGAUUCACUCUGAAUGACACCAUCUACCAGAUUUUGGUGGCCCGCUUCGCUGGUACUGAUCUGACCAUUGAUUUUGAUGACUAUGUGGCCUGCCUUAUGAAGUUGGAGCUGAUGUUCCGAAUGUUCCGAAAGAUGGAUGCACACAACACUGGUUUCUUAGAGGUGGACUUUCAAACGUGGCUGUGUUUAACUAUGAUCUAAAUGUCUCCAGCCUGAGGGCAGCAGACGAUCUAAGAGUCUCCACUUAAGCAGGACUCUUAAGGCAGGCAUCAAUGCAUAAGAACUCAGUUUAAAUUUUUUGGUGUGUGUGUCUACAGUAGAUUUAGUUGGAAAGUUAAAUGUGUUUUAUAAUACUAUAUACCUUGAAAUAGCAUGCUGUUAUGGGAUUUUUAAUUAUGCAUAAAACAUAAAACCAUUGGUUCUCAACACUGGUUCUAGUGCACAUUUUAGUGUUUUUCUGGCUCUAUCACACCCACGUCAAUUAAGGGAAGGCUGUUAAUUACCUGAUUAGUUACAUCAGUUGUGCUGGGAGCUGAUAAACAACUAAAAAGUGCAAUUUCGGCCAAGGGGUUGUCCAGGACCAGGAUUAAGAAGCACAGGCUUAAGCAAAAAAAUACUAUAGAUUGUAUUUUUAAAUAAGAUUAUUUCUGACUGCUUUGUUGUUAUAUAUAUUUUCUCAAUUCUGAAUUCCUUUUUGAUUUUUAUAUCAGGGUAAAAGUUGGGCCAAAUAUUCAUUGAUAUGAUGGUGUUGGAUAAUUUAAAUUCAGUUCUUUUUUUUUUUUUAUUUGGCUAAAGCAUAAGGGAUGGAUUGAGGAAACAUUAGGGCUGGCAAUACUAUAAAGCAAAACAUUAGUCUUUUCUCAAAUACUAUUAUAUGAAAUAUGACGGUUCCUUUUUUCUGUCUUAUUUUACAUUUUUAAAGUACCCCCUGAGGUUUUACGUUUAAUAUACAAGUUCCGGGGAGCAUCAGUUUAUGCCAUUGUUCUGUCAUUUUUUUUCUAUUGUUCCAGAAUUUCCUACCAGUAACAAAAGUGUGUAGUUUUCCAUGCUACUUUUUUAAUAUUGCCUAUCUAAAGUUUUGAAUAGGUGUAUUACAGCAACAAAAUAUUGUACAGUUUUAUCGUAACAUUUCCUGACUAGUAGGACUUUGUUGUUAACGUUAUCUAAAUGUAUUCCCUACCACGUUAACACUGAUAGCACUUUCUGACACGUUGAUUUAACCUAUCCGUCAAUGCACUAGUCAACUGUAAAAAUAACCAUGCAAAUAAAAUAACUUUUAUUUUUAACAUUUUAUAAAUUACAGGUGGAAAUAAUGUUAUGCUUAAUGAUGAUUAUUUGACCACAUUGUCAUUUAUUAAAGACAAAUGUCAGUCUUACCAUGGGAAAAAGUAUGUUGUGAACAAUGAAAAAUAAAUACUUUUAAAUGCUCUAA